AUGACUGUCCGAAUCAUCAGCAGCUCAGCUGCCCGCCGGGCCGUUGCGGGAUCUGCACCUGUGACAGUUGCUUGCCGGGCCGCAGCGCGACAGGCCACCAUCAUCACAACAACAACAACAACAUGUCUUCGUCACAAUAGCACAUCAUCCACAUCAUCUACAUCAUCAUCAUCAUCUUCCACACAAACCGCCGCCGCCGGCCGGGACUCAGGCGUGUACACAGUGCCGCACAAUGUGACAGACUUUGGUGCAUACUGGCGCAAAGACACGCAGAAGGCUAUCGAUCCUGCAGAGGCUGCCAAGUCACCUGCGCUAGUUGCAUUGCAGGCACGAUUGGAGCUGCGGGACAUUGUUCCCCUCGAAACGCUGGCGCGCACUCUUAUUUGUCAAUCAGCACAGACUGAGUACGUGGAUAACCUGAGCAUGGCUUCGUUCGGCAAGAACCUACUUAACUAUUAUCUUUACGAACAUUUUAUGGUGACUUACCCACGCCUGACUCCAGCCGUUCUUCAGCAGACCACUGAUCUGUAUCUGUCGACCCGUGUACUGGCCGAGUUUGCUCUAUCAUGGGGUGUGGAGGAAGACACACGGUCUGCACUGGCACGAUACCUUGCCGAGGAUGACGCCAAUGAAACCACUCGCUCGCUUUUUGGUAAAUUAAGAUACAACCCGACCGUGGCCAAGAAGGAGAAUGGUGUUCUGCAACUGCUGUCUGGCAACGAAAUUAGCCAUGGCCGCAAUGGUGCACUGGCUACAUUUGUACGUGCCCUUGUUGCUGCUGUGUACUCCCAUGGUGGCCUCGACACAGCCAAGGCAUUUGUGCACUCGUACAUUAUCAAGCCCAAGAAGAUUGAUUUGGCAUCCAUGCUUGUGUUUGAGCAGCCCACACGUGAACUUUCACGAUUGUGUGCUCGUGAGCAGCUGGAACAGCCUGUGUCGAGAUUGCUUGUUGAGACUGGUCGUUUUUCAUCGCACCCACUCUUUGUUGUUGGCGUUUUUUCUGGUACUAGCAAACUUGGAGAAGGCCAAGGUGCAUCACUGGUGGAAGCCAAAACUCGUGCAGCCGUGAAUGCUCUUAAGGCUUGGUACCUUUACACACCACUCAAUGUGGAGCUUCCUAGUGAUAUUGAUUCUGCGGAGAAGGCAGAAGGAUACAAGGGGGCUUUUGUUGAUAAGGGCAGUGUUAUUGUUUAA
Messenger RNA from Magnusiomyces paraingens, 1194 nucleotides. Its product is annotated as mitochondrial 54S ribosomal protein mL44. Gene Ontology annotation, molecular function: double-stranded RNA binding; ribonuclease III activity. The coding region runs from base 1 to 1194 and encodes 397 amino acids. The transcript has a single exon. Gene Ontology annotation, biological process: primary miRNA processing; regulation of gene expression; rRNA processing. Gene Ontology annotation, cellular component: nucleus. The record is from RefSeq and is a predicted model, not a curated record. Lineage: Eukaryota; Fungi; Ascomycota; Dipodascomycetes; Dipodascales; Dipodascaceae.